AUCAGUGUCGACGUUGUUCCCUCGCCUGAGCCCGUGCGUGUCUGUGCGUGGCGUGUACCUCGCGAAAUCAACAAGCCAACCGACAGGCGAGAGAGAGCGAGAGAGAGAGUAAGAUAGAGAGAGAGUGGUAGCAACAGGGUCACGCUGAGGAUUAAUCUUCCGCCGCCGGAAUUUCUUGACAAGAUUCUCGUAACGGUCGGAGACGAAAGUGUCGGCGACGCCUCGCCGUCAACGGUUCUGCGAAGCGGCAAGGACAGGGCUGCGAGGACAGGUCGGUCUGCGAAGCGGCAGGACGCGCAAACGACGCGGACAGGACGCGCAAGCGACGCGGACAGGACGCGCAAGCGACGCGGACGGGUCAGUCUGCGAAAACGGCAACGACGCGCGGCGACGCGGAAGGGGUCGCGGUGCGACGAGCGACGCGCGUCUGGGCCAUUAGAAUAAGAGAGCAGGUGAACCCCGAGGAUCGAUCUAAAGGCAAUCUCGGUGUUCAUGAAACUUUGCUACGAUUUACGUGCUGGGGUUGCCGUCCGCCAUGUUAAGGUAAAGCCCAGGUGCGCGGUGUUGACCAUGCUAAAGCGCCUGGACAAGAUCCGCUUCAGAGGUCCGCGGUCGCGCGACGAGCUCCUGGAUCUAGCAGAGUCCCCGCCCGCCUCCGACAACGAGGGUGGCGAUGACCUGCCAAUCAAACCCAGACCCCUCCCCCGAGAGAUGGACGACCAACUGCGGGACCCCGCUGGGACGGGGUCCCCCACCAUGGCGGCCGCACUCCAGGACUUCCAGAGGGCGGAGUCAGAUCGACUCAACGAGGUCAAGGGUCAUCUGGAAAUCGCCUUGCUGGAGAAACACUUCCUGCAGGAGGAGCUCCGGAAGCUGCGGGAGGAGACCAACGUGGACCUGCUGCGGCAGGAGCUGGAGAAGGAGAGAGGGAAGAGGAUAGACCUGGAGCAGAGGAUGAGCGAGGUGCUCCGGACCAGGUUAGAGGACUCUCCACCACAGCCACCCCGUAAGCAGCAAUCCCCCACCAACACCCGGACAGACAAGCCCCAGCGCGAGGAGUGGAGCUCGCGGUUCCAGCGCUGGUGGUACGACCGCUUCGGGGUCUACAUGGAGGACUUCCGCUUCCAGCCGGAGGAGACCACAGUUGAGGCAGAGGAGCCGCUCAGCGCUAAGAGGCUGACUGAGAACAUGAGGCGACUCAAGCGCGGGGCGAGGCCGGUCACCAACUUCAUGAGGAACCUGUCGGCGCUCUCCAACUGGCACUCCGUCUACACCUCGGGCAUCGCCUUCAUCAUCUACAUGAACGCAGCGUGGCACGGCUGGGCCAUGCCCAUGUUCCUCUUCCUGGCCAUCCUCCGCCUCUCCUUAAAUUACCUCAUCGCCAGAGGUUGGAGGAUCCAGUGGAGCAUUGUGCCUGAGGUCUCAGAAUCUGUGGAUCCUCCAAAAGAAGACUUGACUGUUUCUGAGAAAUUCCAGCUAGUUCUCGAUGUUGCUCAGAAAGCACAGAACCUCUUUGGAAAAAUGUCAGAUGUUUUGGAGAAAAUAAAAAAUCUGUUCAUGUGGGUGCAGCCUGAGAGCACCCAGAAGCUCUACGUGGGUCUGUGGGUGGCCUUCAUCACCUCCUGCCUGCUGCCCUACAAACUGAUGGGCUUCAUGAUGGGCCUGUACGCUGGUAUUAAGUUCUUCAUCAUUGACUUCAUCUUCAAGAGCUGUCCCAAGCUGCGGGACAAAUACGACACGCCCCGCAUCAUCUGGAACAGCCUGCCCACCGACCCCCAGCUCAAGGAGAGGACCAACGCCACCGUGUCUAGACGGGUCCAGCCCGUGGUCUCUCGUGGCAGCAUCGCCACCAUCCCGUGCGGCGUGGCGCGGGACGAGGAGGCAGGCCGCUCCCACAGCACCAAGAAGGGCGCCUUCCACGAGAUCUUCAACCUGGCGGAGCUGGAGCGCCCUCUAGCGGUGUGUGAGAACGGCUGGAGGUGCUGCCUGAUCAACAGAGACCGCAAGAUGCCGACGGACUACAUCAGGAACGGAGUGCUGUACGUCACGGAGAAUUACCUAUGCUUUGAGAGCUCCAGUUCCCGCUCAAGUUCCUCCAAGAAGAAUAAAGUCAUCAAGUUGGUCGACAUCACAGACAUCCAGAAGUACAAGGUCCUCUCCGUCCUACCAGGAAGUGGAAUGGGCAUCUCCAUAGCAACCCCCGCCACUCAGAAGCCGCUGGUGUUUGGCGCCAUGAUCCACCGGGACGAGGCGUUCGAGGCCAUCUUCACCCAGUACAUGAAGAUCAUGACCACCCCCAAACCUCCAGGCAACCCCGAGCUCUAGCCCGGCACGGCCCCAGCCACAGAGCCCCUGGCUGGGCUCCACGGCGGGGCCCGGGGGGGGGGGUCCACUCUGGAAGAGGAGGAGGAGGAGACGCCCUGCAGAGGGGUCGGACGUCCGACGGUCACAUGGUCCUGCUCAGAGGAGGAGGGGGCUGGGUGUAGGGUUUGGGGGAAUGUUCAGACAUGAAUGGGAUCGGUUUAACAAUGGGGGGGUGGGGUGGGGUGGGGGGGGGGGGGAGAGCUAUAAGACAGGUGAGACUGUGGUUCUGACUAAUCAGGAAAGAGAGGGAGCUGGCUCUCCCGCUCUAGCGUCUGAAUGGCCGAGCGGCGGAGUGGUGGACACGAGGAUACACUGGACCAGCGUGUCGCUUGGCCAUGUUUUUUUUUCUUCCUGUGCGAUAGUGUGUGUCGGGUGAUUUCUGAUUGGUUCGCUUAAAAUCUGCCGUUUUGUGUUUGACGCAGAAUAAUUGUGUUUGACGCAGUGGCCGUUGUUUCAAGAACCACUUUGCCCGACCACGUAACUCACAACUCUCCAGUUUAAUGUGGAAAAAUACAGUAUUUCAGUUUAGAUUCAUAUGGACGACAAAACAUCAUCUUCUGGCAGUUAAAAACGCGUCAUUACGCGACUUUGAAAUAGCUUGACGCUAUUGUGGAAGUGUUGGUACUUUGAGCUGUGGUCGAUUUCUUUUGUGUUUAUUAAGCUUAGUGCUUGAACAGGAUUCUCUUUCCGAGGGUUCCCUGUCGUCUCAUGAUUACUAUUUCUUUCUUCAUCACAUGUGAAAACAGAGUUCGGUGGUGUGGUUGUCCGUGGAACUCAAAAGCUAAAACAAAUGCUCCUUUAUGCAUCUCUAUGGUGUUUGUUAAUUUAUGAUGCUGAAAUACGUCUGUUUUUCGAAAUGCCUUUCUAUUGUAAACUUUUUUUUUUGGGGGGGGGGGGGGGG
Messenger RNA from Gadus morhua (Atlantic cod), 3265 nucleotides. It is a transcript of the gene gramd4a, whose product is annotated as GRAM domain containing 4a. NCBI's taxonomy places the organism in Eukaryota, Metazoa, Chordata, Actinopteri, Gadiformes, Gadidae. Gene Ontology annotation, biological process: apoptotic process; negative regulation of toll-like receptor 9 signaling pathway. Bases 493 to 2325 code for a protein of 610 amino acids. The record is from RefSeq and is a predicted model, not a curated record. The transcript is spliced from 19 exons.